This is a messenger RNA of Echinops telfairi (small Madagascar hedgehog), 1602 nucleotides long. It is a transcript of the gene KRT4, whose product is annotated as keratin 4. The record is from RefSeq and is a predicted model, not a curated record. Gene Ontology annotation, molecular function: structural constituent of skin epidermis. The coding region runs from base 1 to 1602 and encodes 533 amino acids. Gene Ontology annotation, biological process: keratinization; intermediate filament organization. The transcript has 9 exons. Lineage: Eukaryota; Metazoa; Chordata; Mammalia; Afrosoricida; Tenrecidae. Gene Ontology annotation, cellular component: keratin filament.
AUGAUCUCCAAGCAACAGUGCGUCCGAGGCGGGUCCCGGGGCUUCAGCUGUGGCUCAGCCGUUGUGGGAGGGGGCAGGAAGGCUGCCUUCAGCUCCCUCUCGGUGUCCGGGGGUGGAGGUCGCUGCUCCUCUGGGGGCUUUGGCAGCAGGAGCCUCUACAACCUCAGGGGGAACAAGAGCAUCUGCUCCAGCGUGGCUGGCCCCCGGCAAGGCGCUGGUUUUGGGGGUGCUGGAGGCUUUGGCGCUGGAGGAUUUGGUGCUGGUUUUGGCGCUGGAGGAUUUGGUGCUGGUUUUGGCGCUGGCGGCAUUGGUGGUGGAUUUGGGGGCUCCUUCAGUGGCCGAGGGGGUCCUGGCUUUCCUGUCUGCCCUCCUGGAGGGAUCCAGGAGGUCACCAUCAACCAGAGCCUGCUGACUCCACUCCACGUGGAGAUCGACCCUGAGAUCCAGAAGGUUCGGACCGAGGAGCGGGAGCAGAUUAAGACCCUCAACAACAAGUUCGCCUCCUUCAUCGACAAGGUGCGGUUCCUGGAGCAACAGAACAAGGUGCUGGAGACCAAAUGGAACCUCCUUCAACAGCAGACAACCACCACAUCCAGCAAAAACCUGGAGCCCUUCUUUGAGAACUACCUGAUUGUCCUGAGGAAGCAGCUGGAUGGCUUGGCCAAUGACAAAGGGCGUCUUCAGUCUGAGCUGAAGGUCAUGCAGGACAGUGUGGAGGACUUUAAGACCAAGUAUGAAGACGAGAUUAACAAGCGCACCACUGCUGAGAAUGAGUUUGUGGUCCUUAAGAAGGACGUGGACGCUGCCUACAUGAACAAGGUGGAGUUGGAGGCCAAGGUGGACGCCCUUAAUGACGAGAUCAACUUCCUGAGGGCCUUGUAUGAGGCGGAGCUGGCCCAGAUGCAGACUCACGUCAGCGACACAUCCGUGGUGCUGUCCAUGGACAACAACCGCUGCCUGGACCUGGACAGCAUCAUCGCCGAGGUCAAGGCCCAGUACGAGGACAUUGCCCAGAAGAGCAAGACUGAGGCCGAGGCCCUGUACCAGAUCAAGGUACAGGAGCUCCAGAUCUCGGUGGACCAGCAUGGUGACAGCCUGAAGAACACCAAGAUGGAGAUUGCGGAGCUUAACCGAAUGAUCCAGAGGCUGCGGGCCGAGAUCGAGAACGUGAAGAAGCAGUGCGAGGCUCUGCAGACGUCUGUGGCUGACGCAGAGCAGCGUGGGGAGCUGGCCCUCAAGGAUGCCAAUGCCAAGCUCCAGGACCUCAAGGCCGCCCUGCAGCAGGCCAAGGAGGAGCUGGCCCGGAUACUGCGUGACUACCAGGAGCUGAUGAACGUCAAGCUGGCCCUGGACAUCGAGAUUGCCACCUACCGCAAGCUGCUGGAGGGCGAGGAGUGCCGGAUGUCCGGAGAAUGCCAGAGUGCUGUGAGCAUCUCUGUUGUCGGGGGCGCUGCCAGUGCCGGAGGCAUGGGCGGAGGAUGUGGCCUGGGCGGUGGCUUUGGCUCCGGUGCCGGAAGCGGCUUUGGGUUUGGUGGUGGCGUCUGCGGCAGCUCCAGCAGCAAGAUCAUCUGUACCCCAACCCUGAACAAGAGAUACCGAUAG